AUUGUAGCGAAAAGUUUCCAAAAUCUUUCACUUCCUACUAGUCGCAUUGCAGUGGUACAAAAAUCUGUGAUUUUUAAUAUAAAAUAUAGUUUUUAAAUGUCAGCGUGAAAGAAAGGUAAUUUAUUUAGUGUAUUGUCAUGCAAAGCAGUGAUAAAGAAGAAUCUGUUCCCGAUAACUUUUCACCUAACCUCAAUGAAUUGCCCCAAGAAGACGAGGAGAGGCUUGAGAAGCUGUUCAAUACCCUCGACAAAAAUGGGAAUGGGAGAAUUGAUAUCCACGAUCUUUGUCAUGCCCUUCAGAAGCACGGGGUGCAUCAUGGAUAUGCAGAGAAAUUUCUUGAAAAUACCAAAAGCAGCAGUGGGGAACUCUCAUUGGCUGAUUUUAUUUAUUAUGUUCGAGAGCAUGAAAAAAAUUUGAGGUUGCAUUUUUCAAAUUUAGAUAAAAACAGGGAUGGAAAAAUUGAUUUAGCAGAGCUCAUCAAAGCGUUUAGUGAUUUAGGUAUACCCUUAGAAAGGGGGGAGGCAAGGAAUCUGUUGCAGAGAAUGGAUCAGGAUGGUAGUCUCAAUAUUAGUUACGAUGAAUGGAGAGAUUUUUUGCUAUUGGCACCUAGUAGCAAUAUCAGGGAUCUUAUUACAUAUUGGAGGCAUUCAACGUACCUGGACAUAGGGGAGGAUAUGAAUGUACCUGAUGACUUCACUCAGAAGGAAAUGCAAACUGGUAUGUGGUGGAGGCAUUUAGCUGCUGGUGGUGUUGCGGGAGCGGUAUCCAGAACAUGUACUGCGCCUUUAGAUCGAUUAAAAGUAUUUUUACAGGUGAAUCCUAGUAGACAAAAAAUCGUUGAUUGUUUUCAAAAUAUGCUUAAGGAAGGAGGAGCGCGUGGUUUAUGGAGAGGCAAUGGGAUAAACGUAUUAAAAAUUGCACCGGAAACUGCAAUUAAGUUUGCGGCAUAUGAGCAAGUGAAAAGACUGAUCAAAGGAGAUUCUCAGCACGUUUUGAGCAUUUAUGAAAGAUUUGUUGCCGGAGCCCUGGCGGGUGGUUUUAGUCAAUCGGCAAUUUAUCCAUUAGAAGUACUCAAAACAAGAUUAGCAUUAAGAAAGACCGGCCAGUAUAAGAGUAUAGCCGAUGCUGCCUACAAGAUAUACGUUACUGAAGGCCUAAGGAGCUUUUAUAAAGGCUACAUUCCAAAUAUAUUAGGUAUUAUUCCAUACGCAGGUAUAGAUCUUGCAGUUUAUGAAACUUUAAAGAAAAAAUAUUUCAAAACUCAUUCUAGUAACGAACAGCCUAGCUUCUGGACGCUUCUAGCUUGCGGUAGUGCGAGUAGUACCCUAGGACAAAUGUGCUCGUAUCCAUUAGCACUUGUAAGAACGAGGCUCCAAGCUCAUGUGUCUCAUCCUAGUGUGGACCCGUCAUCGGGGACGAUGACAGGAGUUUUCCGAUCAAUAAUAGAACGCGAAGGAUUCUUUGGUUUAUAUAGAGGCAUUACACCGAAUUUCAUCAAAGUCAUGCCAGCAGUUAGUAUCAGUUAUGUCGUAUACGAAUACUCCAGUCGAUUAUUGGGCGUCAAUAUGACGUGAUGAAGCUUAUUCGAUCUAGUAAGGAAUUGUAUUUAUUUUCGAUCGGCGCCGCCCGACGAGUCGGUUGGGCGGUACAAAGAAGGCAUAAACCGAAUACAAAAGCGAUUGGGUAUCUCGGUGAAUUUUUAAUUUGUUGAAAGAAAAUCGUUCCAAACAUCUUUCUUUAAACUAUUUCCAUUUUACAAAAUUAUUGUUGCCGAGAAGUUAGGACAGAAUAAUUAUUGUAGUAUAGUUUGGGAAAAUGUUGAUUUUAUGAGCUCAAGUAAAAAGAUUUUACAUUCCAUUUAAAAAAAUUUUGAAAUUUUAAAAUUAAUGUAUACUUUAUAAGUAGUAGUAGUAGUAUCGAAAUUUGGUAUUUUCAAGUCUCAUACUUUGAAUGAAAUUCAAAAAUUAUUGGUAUUAAUUCAUCAAAAAUAUUUUAUUCGCCGACGUUGAAAAUUUAUUUUCUAGAGAUGUGUUUGGAAUAAUUUUCAGAAAAUAAUUUAUUUAGGCAUUUUCCGCCACCUAGUUUAAUUUAUUUAUUUUUUUAUUAAUAAUAGAUAGGCUUCAACUAUUGAUGGUUAUAUGACCAUUAUUUUUCUAAUGAUGUUAAUAAAUUCCUAAGUAUAAGUUGAAGUGUAUUUUUUUGAAUCUCCAAUAACUAAUUUGAAAGUUGACAACAAAGUAUUUCUAGAUUACUUUGGAAUUUGGACAAAUUUUCCAAAAGGAGUCUAAUCCGUUUACCAGAACUCUACAUGCUUAAAAAUAUUUGAGAUAAUAUGCUAUUGAGAACUUAUCCUGAUCACUUAUAACUUGCCGACUAUUGUUCCCCAUUUCUUUCUGUUCAGCAUCUGUUUGUUCUAGUCAUGUACUCCCAGGUUUUGCAAAUCUUGUACAAUCUGAUUUAUUUUUUGAUCUACCAAGCAAUCUUUCCUCGUUUUGUCUCCUUUCUCCAUUUUUUAAUGUUCCGAGCCAUUGUAUUCCUUUUGCUGUAAAUGUAUUUACUAUAUCCUCUUUUUCUAAUAUAUUCUUAAUUUAUUAGAUCAUAAGUCCUCUAUGCUUAUUGUUUCCAACUUUCACUGGUUCUUGAAUUUUCCUAAUUAUUCUUCUCUCAUAUAUCCUUAGUUGUUCUUCGUUUAUAUUUGUUAGUCUCAGUUUUAGCGCAAAAAAUAUCAAGUUUUUCAUCCAGAUUUUGAAAAAAAAUAUGAGAACCGGAUUUCACAUCAAAGAGUUAUAAAAAAAUUUCUAGUUAUAAAAUAUGUAGAGAAUUCUAAUGGGUUGAUUUUUUCUGCCCAAAAAAUCAGGUGACCACGAAAGUAUAACUACCAAAAGCUUAUUACAAUUACACUGUCUAGUCCUUCGAACUUUCAUUGGUCGUUAUAUCCAGCUUGAAGGACCAAACAGUGUAAUUCUUAGUUUAGCGGUAUUCAGUAUACCUACAUGACAUUUAUAAAGAAUCUAAUAUAUAUGUAAUAAUUUAAUAUGUAAUCAGAAUAGUUUUCAAAUAUUUCAGAAUGAUUGUAUCACUGACCAAAUGAUUUUUUAAUCUCUCUCUUGAUUCAUUUUAAGUCUUUUUUAAGUGAUUUGUACCUGAGAUUUUCAAUCAACGAUUGUUGCAAUACUAUAAUAUAAAAUGACUUUCAUAACACUCGAAGAUUAGUUUAGCAUUACGCCUGCCUUGAUAAAAUUAUUUUUGAUGUUCAGUAUUUAGACAAUCCUCAACUUUCUAUUUACCUAGAGAUGUUUAAUCAUCAUAAAUAUUUAAACUUAAUUUAUGGUUAGGUAUUUGUUGUUGUCUCUUUUGUUCAUACGAGUCUCUCUAGUUUACAUGAAAAAAAAUACACUUUAGCAAGUCCUAGAAACGUGUGUAUUUGACACAAAAUAUGUGAUGCACUAAGAAUAAUUAAGUUUUAAGCCCUUUUUUGCUCUAAACCAAUAUGUUUGUGUCUAAUGCACUUUUCUAUUUUUACUAAAAGAAUAAUAACAAAUUCAUUAUUCAACUGUUCCAUUGCAAAAAUUGUUAAAAUAAUGCUUUUAAUAAGAAUUCUAGUAGUUUUCGAUACUUCCCUGGCUGUUUUUGAUGUUACUGUUUUCAGUCAACUUAUUUUUAAUGGAAUUUUAGCUAUGAACUUCAGCAUUUCAAUGUAUUAAAAAAUUAUAAAUAUAAUAUUAAAUUCCAGAAAUUAUAAAGGGAUAUGUGAUGUACUUAAUAUUUUAAUAAACUGAAAUUAUGGUAUUAUACUGUAAAAUGUAUUUCUACAAAAAUAAAAUGUUAUUCAUUA
This is a messenger RNA of Diorhabda sublineata, 3835 nucleotides long. It is a transcript of the gene SCaMC, whose product is annotated as calcium-binding mitochondrial carrier protein SCaMC-2. Gene Ontology annotation, molecular function: ATP transmembrane transporter activity; calcium ion binding. Bases 138 to 1574 code for a protein of 478 amino acids. Gene Ontology annotation, biological process: transmembrane transport. NCBI's taxonomy places the organism in Eukaryota, Metazoa, Arthropoda, Insecta, Coleoptera, Chrysomelidae. The record is from RefSeq and is a predicted model, not a curated record. The transcript is spliced from 9 exons.